GAUCAAGAUAUCCAAAUUUCAAAAAAUAUUUGAAUAAAAAUUCAAAGAACUUCCAACAAUAAUUUUGCAAAUGCGGUUUUUAAAUUAAGCUUCAGUGCACUUUAUUUGUUGGUUAAUUUAAAAGACUCCCACAAAUUUUAAUAAUUUGUGUUUCUGGUGUAAUUCUUCUUGUUUUAUUAUUCACUGUGAUUCCUCUUUCCAAAUCAACGCACACGUUCUUCCCAAUUGCACUGACCCACGUUUGUACCUGCGUAUGUGUAGGGAUUUGCUUUCCCCUUUAUCGUCAUCAAAAGAUACGGUUUCGGGUCUCUCCCAAAUCACCUUCAAGUUCAAACAUUGAUCUGCUGUAUUUUCAUACAUUUUCUUAAAUUAGUUCGAUUGACGCGUUUAUUUUAUUUAUUGACUGAAACACUCAAGUUGGGUGCAUCAGGGCUGUAAUUAAUUGCAUCUGGCAAUGCCAUGGAAUGCUGGAGAACUAGGGUUUCACCCGAUUCGCUUUUCAGUAUUCUGAAAAUGUGAUCUUUAUGUUGUUGACCGAUGUUAGUUCGUAGAAUCGUUGAUUAGUUUAAUAGUAGAUUUGCUAAUUUCAAUUGUUCAUCUCUGUGGGAACCAUAAUGGGAGAGUAUUCUUUAUCUGUUAUUCAGAUAUUCUUGAGAUUUGAUGAGACAUCUGGCUACACGUGUCAAGGAUUUUUGGUUAGUUUGUUUAGUUUCUAGAGAUGAAGAGAUUAAAAGGCGAGUCUCAAAGUGCAAGGAGGUUCAAAUUGUCAUAUUUUUUGUUGGGUGUAGCUGUGUUGUACUUGAUUCUUAUAUUCAUUAGAUUCCCUGAGUUUUUUGAGACUGCAGCAGUUUUAAGUGGCAAUGAUAUUGAUUUGGGUAUGGAUGACUUGCCCGUUGGGGAUGAUGAGGUUGCAGAAAUAAGUAAAUCACAUCAGAAUUCUGUUUCUGUGGAUGGAUAUCACUUACAGAACAAUGAGAAUCAAGAUGCUUCUAUAAAGCCUCCACAGGAAGUCUUUCUGAGGAAAAAGGAUGGUGCUCUACGCAUAAAGCCUAUUCAACAUCAGUAUGGUCGAAUAACUGCUGAGAUUUUGAAGCGAAUGAAUAGGACAGCUAAAUUUUCUGUGUUGGAGCAAAUGGCAGAUGAGGCUUGGACAUUAGGCUUGAAGGCCUGGGACGAAGUAGAUAAAUAUGAUGAAAAGGAGAUUAAGAUGAGUACUAUGUCAGAGGUGAAGCCCGAGACAUGUCCUUCAUGGGUUUCAGUGAGUGGAGAUGAAUUAAAUGGGAGAGAUCGCAUCAUGUUCCUUCCAUGUGGUCUAGCUGCUGGUUCAUCGAUCACAGUGAUUGGAACUCCACAUUAUGCUCAUAAGGAAUAUGUGCCACAGCUUGCCAAAUUGAGGUUCGAUGAUGCUACAGUACUGGUUUCCCAGUUUAUGAUUGAACUGCAAGGAUUGAAGUCUGUAGAUGGGGAAGAUCCGCCAAAGAUUCUGCAUUUGAAUCCUCGAUUGAGAGGUGAUUGGAGCCAUCGACCAGUAAUUGAGCACAAUACAUGCUAUAGAAUGCAAUGGGGGACGGCUCAAAGGUGUGAUGGUUUGCCAUCCAAGAAUGACGACGACAUGUUAGUGGAUGGAUACUUGCGGUGUGAAAAAUGGAUGAGGAACGAUAUUAUUGACACAAAAGAGUCCAAACUAUUUUCAUGGUUUGAUAGGUUCAUAGGACGUGCAAAGAAACCUGAAGUAACCUGGCCAUUUCCAUUUGUAGAGGGCAGAAUGUUUGUUCUAACUAUUCGCGCUGGUGUUGAUGGAUACCACAUGAAUGCCGGAGGUCGGCACAUGACCUCAUUCCCUUAUCGGACGGGGUUCAUAUUGGAAGAUGCAACAGGAUUGGCAAUCAAAGGCGAUGUUGACGUUCAUUCAGUAUAUGCUACAUCUCUUCCUACCUCUCAUCCUAGUUUCUCAACUAAAAGAGUAUUGGAAUUCUUGGAGAAGUGGAAGUCUCAACCCAUACCCCAGAGUAAUAUACAACUAUUUAUUGGGGUUCUCUCCGCCACCAAUCAUUUUGCUGAACGCAUGGCGAUAAGAAAGACAUGGAUGCAAUCUUCAGCUAUCAAGUCCUCUAAAGUAGCAGUCCGCUUCUUUGUUGCACUAAAUCCAAGGAAGGAGGUGAAUGCAAUACUGAAGAAAGAGGCUGCUUACUUUGGUGAUAUAGUAAUUUUACCAUUCAUGGAUCGUUAUGAGCUAGUGGUUCUUAAAACUAUCGCCAUUUGUGAGUAUGGGGUUCAAAAUGUCACAGCUGCUCACAUUAUGAAAUGUGAUGAUGACAAUUUUAUUAGGGUGGAUACCGUCCUAAAAGAAAUUGAAGGCGUGCCUUCCACAAAGCCUUUGUAUAUGGGCAAUCUCAAUCUCCAUCACCGGCCUCUUAGAAAUGGGAAAUGGGCUGUGACCUAUCAGGAAUGGCCAGAAGAAAUCUAUCCUCCCUAUGCAAAUGGGCCUGGAUACAUAAUAUCCAGUGACAUUGCCAAAUACAUCGUGUCCCAGCACACAAAUCGGAGUCUCAGGCUAUUUAAAAUGGAGGAUGUUAGCAUGGGAAUGUGGGUCGAGCAGUUCAACAGUACGAAAAAGGUUCAGUACUCUCAUAAUUGGAAGUUCUGUCAAUAUGGGUGCAUGGAAAACUAUUACACUGCACAUUAUCAAUCACCAAGACAAAUGAUCUGUCUGUGGGAUAAUCUGAGUAAGGGUCGAGCUUGUUGCUGCAAUUUUUAACCGAAUGGAGUUUAGGUCUGAAGAUGAGUAAGUUCACGUUGUACCUACUGAUAUUUCUUUCUAGGUACAAUUUCAUCCAUAAGUACGGAUGAAAUUGGUUUUACCAGGCCGGGGUUGUGAAGGAUGGAGCUGAACUAGAGGCAGCUAUCUUCGAGUAAUGGAUGAGGUUUUGAGUUAAUUUCCCCAAAGCUGUUUAAUGACCAGAUUGCGCUAAGUUGUAUAGGAUUGUUGCUACCCUGGAGUUGGACUACGUCAAGUAAAUAGCCAUUAACAAAAGUGUACUGUACAUGUAAGUUUUGUUAGGGCUGGGCAUCAUGAAUUUUACUCUCACAAAUGUGUGUUCAACAUUGCAAUUCAUCUCAGAAUUAUGUGGAAAGAUUCCUUCUUUUGUGAAGUAACAUGGCUCUUUGACUGGUACUGAGUGAACUGUUUUUAGUCUAA
This is a messenger RNA of Olea europaea var. sylvestris, 3199 nucleotides long. RefSeq names its product hydroxyproline O-galactosyltransferase GALT2-like. Bases 719 to 2758 code for a protein of 679 amino acids. Gene Ontology annotation, cellular component: Golgi membrane. Gene Ontology annotation, molecular function: galactosyltransferase activity; carbohydrate binding. The transcript has 8 exons. NCBI's taxonomy places the organism in Eukaryota, Viridiplantae, Streptophyta, Magnoliopsida, Lamiales, Oleaceae. The record is from RefSeq and is a predicted model, not a curated record.